Molecule: messenger RNA, 1317 nt
Organism: Arachis stenosperma
Lineage: Eukaryota; Viridiplantae; Streptophyta; Magnoliopsida; Fabales; Fabaceae
Exons: 1
Coding region: 1-1317 (438 amino acids)
Source: RefSeq, a predicted model, not a curated record
AUGGCGGAGCCACGCCAGAUCACUUUAGAUGAGCAAGGAGCUCCGAAUAUUGUGCUUCAACCAUUGCAAGCAAGAUAUCCCAACCUUGAUCUAAACUUUAAACUGAAGAGUAGCUUGAUAAAUCUACUACCUAAGUAUCAUAGGUUGCCGGGUCAAGACCCCAUCCGACAUCUAAAGGAUUUUCAAGUUGCUUGUUCUACUACUCGAAGGCAUGGAGCCGAUGAGGUGGCUAUCAUGGUCUUUGCUUUCCCCUUCUCCCUUGAAGCUCAAGCAAAGACAUGGUUUUAUACGCUACCGGAUGAGAUUGCUACCAAUUGGAAUUUCUUGAGAAGAGAGUUCUUAAAUAAAUUCUUUCCACCAGAGAAGACCGAUUACAUUCGGAAGGAGAUUUCGGGUAUAAUGCAAAGAGAUCAAGAGAGUUUGUAUGAAUAUUGGUCUCGAUUCAAGAGGCUACUAGAGUCUUGUCCACACCAUGGAAUGAACACUCACUUGCUCAUUAGCUACUUCACCGGAGGUCUUUGUGUGGAAGAUAGAAGAUUGCUCACCGCUUCUAGCAGUGGUUCCCUUUCGAAAAACAAGAUGGAGGGAGAAGCUUGGAGUUUGAUAGAGGAUGUUGCCGAAGCUACGCAACAUACAAGAGUGAGAAGUAAUCAUCUCAAGAGUGUGGUAGAACCAUCCCCCUCCGAAGCAAGCCUAACCAAAGCACUUGGGGAUAUGACCAUCAUUCUCACCCAAAUACAUAAGGAUCAAAAAAAGUUUUACUCCAUCCAAGCCGUCCAAGCCCCACCUCCAGUGGCCCUACUUGAAGGCCCUCCUAGGAUUUAUAGUUUGUGCUCUAGCACCACACAUUACACCGAUCAAUGCCAUCAAAUUCAAGAAGAGCAUGCCCUUGUAUUGGCCAAUGUGAAUUACAACAAUCGUCCACCCUACCCUUCUCAAAGCCAAAACCAUUACCCUCAUGGUAGUAAUCAACACCAAGGGUGGAGGGAUAAUGCACAAGGGAACAAUCAAAUUCAAAGAUGGAACAACUCUCCUUCUCAUCACAACAACAAUUACCAAGCCAACCAAAACCAAAACAACUACACCAAGUACCAAGUACCACACCAUAGACAACAAUCCAACCACACCUCUCCACCUUCCACCAACCAAAUUGAAGAGCUUAAAGCCACUGUGAAAAAAUGGGAUGAGGGCUAUAAGGCUCAAUUCGAGGCUAUGAAUGCUCAAUUGGCCAAUCUUGCCGACAUAAUUUCAAAGAUGUCCAUAUCCCCCUCCAACAAUACCAACCAACCCUCGAGUUCUUCCAACCUUCCAUCCUAA